AGAUUUAUUUUGAUGCCUUGACAUGAGAUCCGAAGUUUCAAGGUUUUUUAAGUGAAAUGUCAUACAUAUAUAUCCUCGAAAUCAAUUUAUUUUUAUGCUGUAUUUAGUUUCACCAUGGUAGCUUAUCCUCCUGCACUUCUGGCAAUGGCUUUGAAUUUAGAUGGCGUUCACAUUUUCAAGGAUCCGAAAGCCACAUUUACUGGUCCAUACUUAUCCUGUAUCAUCUUCAUGGUUGCUAUUUUUAUUUUUGUAACCCACAUUGACAUGUACCCAGCCUGUUUCAGAAGAUUAUGGUGGUGUGGAAGCAUGAUAUUGCAGUUCCUUAGCGCCCAAUUUAUUUUCGAAUAUCUACUUGCUGAUUUUUGGUUUCCAGUCGAAGAAUCUUUUUCCUGUCUAAUUACUCACAUAGUAGAAAUAUUGGAUCAAUGGGAUCAAAUGGAACCAAUGAAAAAUAUAUUGGAAGCACUGAAAUGCGAAACAACGGGAAUUGUUUGCAGCUACUUACUCAGUUGUUUUUUUCUACUAGCUUCCCUACAUGCAUCCAAAGUUAUCGAUGUUUCUAUUUUGGAUUGUGGGAUAGCGCCUUUUGUGCAAGACGUUUACAAAACCGCAGAAGAUUUCUUUAUCUCUUCUUUAGUUAAUUUUUCCUCGAAUAAAUCAUGCGGAAAACCUAAAAGAGCAAAAUCUAAAUGUAACGAAUGUCCUUCGAAUAGCUGUAAAAAAAAAGAUUUCGAAGAAACUGAUGACGAUGACGAAGGGGAUUGGCAACCUCCAAAAAAGUGUGGUAGACGUCGACAUUGAUUCAGCACCUAUAAAUAAAACUUUAUAAACCAAUCAAAAA
This is a messenger RNA of Harmonia axyridis, 841 nucleotides long. RefSeq lists its product as uncharacterized. Lineage: Eukaryota; Metazoa; Arthropoda; Insecta; Coleoptera; Coccinellidae. The coding region runs from base 115 to 801 and encodes 228 amino acids. The record is from RefSeq and is a predicted model, not a curated record. The transcript has 3 exons.